AUUACCCUGGGAGCCAGCUGGAGUAGGAGGAAAGAAAAUGAGAAAACAAAACAAAAAACAUUUAAUUUGACACAAAAUCCUUUAUAUUGCAAGUAAAAGCUAAGUGUGCAGUGAACAGAUGCAGAAACACUGAGGUGACAUAUUUUCCCAAACUGAUGAGCAUAGCAACUAUGAACUGAAAACCAAAGAUAACGGAGAGAAAGAGGGAGGGAAUGCAAAGUCUUCUGCGUGAGGAUGACAGUCAGGAUGAAGAGGUUCCACCGCCAGCUGUCCACACACCACAGUAGGACGCAGGAUGGGACACACUAAUGUUCCGUUCACCUACAGGCACACGGACAAAAACAAGUCCAGUCGACUGCAGCCCAAUAGUACAAACAAUAACGACAGACUAAACAAUGCUCUGGGGGCCAUCAGAGUCCUCGGUUUGGAACGGAUUCACGAUGACCUCGCUCCACAUCUCAACACCGUGCUCACCAACAUGAAGGACGGCAGGAAAGGCACGGCUGAGCAGGUUGUGAUCAGUGGUAUCCUGCCCAUCCUGGCCCUGUCUCUGAGGAACAGAGGCCCCAUCACUGUGCUCACUGCAAAACUAGUGGCUGAACUCGCCAAGGAGCCUGUGGUUCGAAGAGGAUUCAGUGACGCAGGGUUGAUCACAGCCCUUCUGUCAGUGCUGAUCAGCACUGACCAAGAACUGCUUUUUCACGCUGCAAGGGCCAUCUCAAGAAUGUCUUAUGACAGCUUUAAGCAGCAGGAGCUGUUGCUACGCCAAGGUGUGGUUCCUCGCCUCGUGGCCAUCCUGCUUUGUUUUCCAGAAAAGGAGGCCCUGGAGGAGGUGUGUCUCCAGGCCCUGUGCAACCUUGGUGGAAUGGGAGUGGCAGAAGAGGCAGGGAUGGUGUGGGAGAGGGGUGUGUCGGUGAAGCCAGGAGAGACUGUGUUCCACGGUGUGUCUCCACACACCUGUGGUUUUGCCUCUUCUGUUAUUCAUGUGUGCGUGUCUCAAUGGGCAUCGGGUCAGUACGCAGUCAACUUUGAGGUUUUCCAACGAUGUUCAUCCUCCUUCUGGCUGCUACAUGGAAACAAGGCCACUGCAGGUUGGUCUCCAUUUUCUGGCUUUGGUGCCUGUUCAAGUCUGUAUCAGUUCCUCAAGGCUCCUGCAAAGAAUAUUCCCAACACAAAAAGUCUGAAAACUCGAAUGUUCCACACUCUCCUUUGACAAUACUGGUCACAAAGACAUUUUAUACAGUACUAUUGACCUUUCUAAUAUCCUUGUGUUUUGUUUUGUUUUUUGUUCUAAAGUAGAGCAUUGUGACUAAUGUAAGUGGCAUCUUGUCUGUCUCACUGACAUUCAGACAUUUUAUCAAGGUCAAACACUAGGGACAAAAAAAAAAAACGUGAAAAUCUUCGCU
Cynoglossus semilaevis (tongue sole) is the source of this 1406-nucleotide messenger RNA. RefSeq names its product rap1 GTPase-GDP dissociation stimulator 1. Bases 296 to 1213 code for a protein of 305 amino acids. Gene Ontology annotation, biological process: positive regulation of GTPase activity. Lineage: Eukaryota; Metazoa; Chordata; Actinopteri; Pleuronectiformes; Cynoglossidae. Gene Ontology annotation, molecular function: protein binding; guanyl-nucleotide exchange factor activity. The transcript has 5 exons. The record is from RefSeq and is a predicted model, not a curated record.